AUGUCCCUGCAAGGUCUGCUCCCCGCAAGAAUUGCGAAUGUCGAUGCUCUCGGCCGCCCGCGCUGGGCAUUGAGCAUCACAUCAGUGGCUGGGGUGUUCUUCGCCUAUUUGAGUCUCAACGAGGGCGGUAAUGAGGCACUCAAUUGGUUCAUUGCGAUUACCAGCGCCUCCUUUUUCAGCAACUGGGCAAUCAUUGGUUACUCGAACCUUCGAUUCCGCCAGGCACUGAAAGCGCAAAAUGACCAUUUACUAGACGAAGAGUAUGGGUGGAAGGCUGCUAUGGGCAUCUUCACCCCUAUUUACCUCAUCAUCGUUUCCACACUGCUGCUAGUUUGCCUUCUCUACUUGGCAAUUAGCCCUUCGGGUGGUUCCUUUACUGCACCAAACUUCUUCCAGUACACUAUUGGUCUCUUGCUCAUUAUCGUGUUCAGCCUUACCUACAAAGUGAUUCGCCGCACGAAGUGGGUUGACCCUGCCACAGCAGAUCUGACCGCGGGCCGCAAUGUCCUACGAGUCAAUGAGAUUCAUUAUCUCGACGGAUACGCUAGGCUUCCGACUUGGAGACGAACUUUGCUUUCUGUGGGUCUUAGUCCUGCUGGUGGACCAAAGAGUGAAUGA
Clonostachys rhizophaga is the source of this 618-nucleotide messenger RNA. The record is from the annotation of a GenBank genome assembly. NCBI's taxonomy places the organism in Eukaryota, Fungi, Ascomycota, Sordariomycetes, Hypocreales, Bionectriaceae.